Alternaria metachromatica is the source of this 777-nucleotide messenger RNA. RefSeq lists its product as uncharacterized. The record is from RefSeq and is a predicted model, not a curated record. The transcript has a single exon. Bases 1 to 777 code for a protein of 258 amino acids. Lineage: Eukaryota; Fungi; Ascomycota; Dothideomycetes; Pleosporales; Pleosporaceae.
AUGGCUGGCCAACAAGGACAUGCCGCUCAAGGCCAGCACGCGCACAACGCGCACAACGCAGGCUACCCAUACAGUCACCCAUACUAUGGCAGCCCCUACUACGCUAACUACGUGAACCAAUUCGGUGGUUAUGGUCAGGGAGGAGCCGGCUAUGGUUCGUUUGGAAAGGGUGGCAUGUACAAUCAGCCUCACUACGGCAUGUCUCCUCAGGCUUCAUUCGACCAGCACUCGUCGUCCCCCGCCAAUGCAGGCGGCUUCGGCGCUUCCUCUUUGCAUGAUCGCGGUAGCGGUAUGGGCGCAGGCUUCGGCGACUACGGCCGCUCAGCCUCUGGAGCUUCUCAGAACCCCAGCGCCACUGCCGGCGCUGCUGCAUUCGGCGCCAUUCCCGAUACCAUUACCCGACCAGGAAACUUCCACCAGAGCUCCUACGGACAGCAGGGUAGUCAAGGUUUCAACGAUGACGCCCUGAAGCCCUCCAACGAUUACAAGAGUGGCGGACCCAGCCCAGCGGCUCUUGGUGCUCAGCCUGGUCGCCCCGGCUCUGCCAACCAGAGCACUCCCGGACAGAGCGGUCCCCAACACUCCCAGCAAGGCUACGGUAACUACCCGAGCCACCUCGGAAACAGCCAGUACGGCGGUCUCGGUGGUCUAGGUCACCAGAACUCCGGCAACCACCAGCAGCAGAGUGGCUACGGCAACUACGGCGGCUUUGGCGGAGGAUAUGGCGGCGGCAGCUACAACCGCGGAGGUUGGGGCGGAAACUACGGCCAGCACUAG